Messenger RNA from Penicillium bovifimosum, 2004 nucleotides. RefSeq lists its product as uncharacterized. Bases 1 to 2004 code for a protein of 667 amino acids. The transcript is spliced from 2 exons. Lineage: Eukaryota; Fungi; Ascomycota; Eurotiomycetes; Eurotiales; Aspergillaceae. Gene Ontology annotation, cellular component: mitochondrion. The record is from RefSeq and is a predicted model, not a curated record.
AUGUACGAAGCCAUGGGCGCUAUCGAUAAGAAGCCUCGAAGUCUCCAAUCUCCGAACGAAAAAAGCUCCGGAUUUCCAGAACCUCGUGUGCCCGUCAUGUCGCUCUGUUCGAGGGCCGCAGUUCUCAGAAACCCGAGAUUGAAUUUGCUACGCCUGUUACCAAAAAGUACACCAUGCUCCCCGGCAUCAAGACUCUGCACGCAAUCGCGCAUCGCGCCGCAACUCAAAGUGUUCGCAGAUCUCCGCAGACAACACCGUUGCUUUUCAACAACUCGCUUUCGGCAAGAGCAAUCUACAGUUGAGCCUCUAGCGGACUAUCUACCUGUGUGUUGUCCAGGAUGUGGCGCAUUCUCACAAACAGUUGAGGCAAACGAGCCGGGAUAUUAUGGUACCUCGCGAAAGUCAAUCCGGAAGCUACUUGCCGUGAAGAGGGACGCAGUUGAAUCCCAGAAUGAAGCUGCAAACAGGGCAUCUCGUGAGAUAGAUGGCAUUCUUGCAGAGCAGAAUGGUCCUAGGGGAGAGGCAGCGCCGCCUAGGCCAAUUGAAGAUGGGGCGUUCCCUGAUGACGCUGUUGAUCCUGAGAACAACUUUCUCGGUUCUCCUGAGCAACUCACCCAGGUCUGCGAUCGUUGCCAUGAUUUGAUACACCACAACAAAGCGGUCUCUUCGCCCAAGCCCACCAUUCUAGCUAUACGAAACUACCUCGAAGAAUCGCCCUACAAAAACAACCGUGUUUACCACAUUAUCGAUGCCGCCGAUUUCCCAAUGUCCCUCGUCCCGCGAAUCCAUUGGGCUCUAAUGCUGCAGGAGCAACGUUCCCGGAACCGUCGAUCCACGAAGGAGAAAUACCAGCGUGGAAGGAAACUCCCCCCACUCUCGUUUAUCAUCACACGCUCCGACCUAUUGGCGGCUACCAAAGAACAGGUAGACUCGAAGAUGGAAUACAUUCGCACAGAGCUCCGCGCAGCGCUAGGAAGAUCAGGGAAGGAAGCCCGCUUGGGCAACGUACACAUGAUUAGUGCGCACCGCGGGUGGUGGACGAAGGAAGUCAAGGAAGAAAUCCGGGAUCAUGGCGGCGGCAUCUGGGUCGUUGGCAAGGCGAACGUCGGGAAGAGCAGUUUCAUCGAAGCUUGCUUCCCCAAGGAUUCCAAGAACUUGGCGAAGGUCGAAGAGUGGAUGGAACGCCGUCGUGACGAAAGUGAAAUUCCACAGCAGCAUGAGGCGGCUCUUCGGAAUCCCGAUAGUCUUCUACCCCCCGCCCCUCGUGAAGAUCUCUAUCCAGUGCUCCCAGUCGUGUCUUCGCUUCCCGGCACGACUGUCUCACCUAUCCGCAUCCCCUUCGGUCGCGGCCGGGGCGAGGUCAUUGAUUUGCCUGGUCUAGAACGUGGUCUACUGGAGGAUUUUGUGAAGGAUGAGCACAAGCGCGAUUUGAUCAUGACGAAGCGGGUCAAGCCUGAACGUUGCACGAUCAAACCCGGCCAGUCUCUGCUGGUCGGUGGCGGUCUUGUUCGGAUCACCCCGGUGAAUCCCGAAGAUACGGUCAUGUCGGCCAGCUUCCUGUCCCUUGAGACCCAUAUCACCAAUACGCAGAAAGCACAUGAGAUGCAGACCGAGGAACGACCAUACCGGGGGACUGUCAUUAUGAAGGAAGGAACCGGAAGUACAAUUGCCUCUGCCGGCAAGUUCGAUUUGAAGUGGGAUACCACCAUGUCAAAUCUGCCUACCUCACUUGCCAAAGCUGUGAGGGACAAGGGAAUUCCUGUGCCCUCAUUGCCAUACAAGGUGAUGUCGGCAGAUAUCCUCAUCGAGGGCUGCGGCUGGAUCGAGCUCAGUAUACAGAUUCGCAGCAAGCGAAGCACUGAAGACGAAUUCUCGUAUCCGCAGGUCGAGGUCUUCACUCCACAUGGAAAGCACGUUGCGUCCCGACGUCCUAUUGAAUGUUGGAACUUCAUUGCAGAGAAGAAGAAGAUCGACAAGCGCAACCGGCCACGAUUGAGACAUUGA